Molecule: messenger RNA, 1953 nt
Organism: Humulus lupulus (European hop)
Lineage: Eukaryota; Viridiplantae; Streptophyta; Magnoliopsida; Rosales; Cannabaceae
Product: probable trehalose-phosphate phosphatase C
Exons: 12
Coding region: 487-1515 (342 amino acids)
Biological process (GO): trehalose biosynthetic process
Molecular function (GO): trehalose-phosphatase activity
Source: RefSeq, a predicted model, not a curated record
UUCUAUACUGUACUUGUAAUAAAAGACAGAGUUGUCCCUGUCUAAGAUGGGGUCCAUAUAUUUAGUCGUUAACUCUAUAAUGGGGCACAAUUUGGAGGAAGUUAUAAUGUGAUGGAGUUGGAUGUUUGGCAUCUGGACAACGUCCCCAACUUCCCAAAAACCCACUUUUCCCUAUAAAUAAAGCCCACUCAUUCUUCUAAUUUCCCUCUCCUUUUCUAUUCUCUCUUUCUCUCUCUCAAUAUUUUCUCUUUGUUCUGCCAUUUCUUUUCCAUUUUCUUGCUCAUUUUCUCGAUUCCCAAGCAAUCGAAGCAAUAUCUUGAGCCAUUCAUUUAAAGGGCCAUUAUUCUCACCUGCUACAAACUGUCUUCUUUACAAAAUCCAAGUACCCAAAUUAAGCUUCUGAGAUCAACGACCUUACCCCUUGACACGCAUUACUCCACCAAUUUUGAUAAUCUCAAAAUUAAGUAAAAUUCAGUGAAGCAGGAAAUGGGACUGCAGAAACCACCUUCGAAUAAGCAAAAGACCCAACAACCCAACACAAACCCUAAGAACGAUGAGAACGAUGGUGUCGAUUGCUUCGUUGCGUCAAAUCACAAUAUCACACCCAUUAUCACCACACCCAUUUCCUCAGCUGAUUCAUUGACCUAUAAUUCAUGGCUGCUAAAUCACCCAUCUGCACUGGAAUCAUUUGAUCGGAUGAUGAAAUUGGCUAAGGGUAAGAGAAUCGUGGUGUUCUUAGACUACGAUGGAACCCUCUCUCCCAUUGUGGACGAGCCAGAUCGUGCUUUUAUGUCUGAUGAGAUGCGUACGGCAGUACGUGAAGUUGCAAAAUAUUUUCCGACUGCAAUAAUCAGUGGAAGAAGCAGAGAUAAGGUUAAGGAAUUCGUGCAGUUGAGUAAUAUUUAUUAUGCUGGGAGUCAUGGAAUGGACAUUAUGGCUCCAGCAAAGCCACUUAAGUCUAGUGAUGCCAAUAAUUCCAUGGACAACAAGGGCAAUGAUGUUCCCUUUCAACCUGCAGAAAAAUACCUGCCCCAAAUUCGAGAGAUAUUGAAACUGCUGGAAGAACAAACUAAGACCAUUAUAGGUUCUACGGUAGAAGACAACAGGUUUUGUAUAUCUGUUCAUUAUCGGAGGGUCCGGGACGAGGAUUUUGGCAAAUUAAACGAGAUAGUUGAAUCCUUGCUUAAAAAAUACCCUGACUUUCACCUAACUAAUGGUAAAAAGGUUAUGGAAAUACGACCUUCUAUUAAGUGGAACAAAGGCAAUGCACUUGUCUAUUUACUUGGCACCUUAGGCUUCAGCAAUUCUAGUGAAGUCCUUCCCUUGUACAUUGGCGAUGAUCGUACUGACGAAGACGCAUUCCAGGUGAUUCGGGAUAGAGGACAAGGGUUUCCAAUAAUUGUGUCGUCCACUCCAAAGGAAACCAAAGCUUUGAACUCCUUGCAUGACCCUUCCGAAGUCUUGGCUUUUUUGUCACGCCUUGCAAGGUGGAGAAAGGGCUCUUCUGCAAAGUAGGGCCAACUUAUUAUUAUAUUCUCAAAUAUGGGCUCUGAGCUCCCAUCGGUAUUUUCAAUCAUGAUCAAGAUUUAGAGGGAGACAGAGCUAAUUUACAUGUUUAGGGUUAUGUAGAUCAUAAGUUGGUUUAAGAAAACACAGUCAUGAGAUGAUGAUAAUGAGCUUAAGAAAAAGUAUAAUACACAGUAUACUAGUAGUUUUAAUUAUGCGAAGAGAGAGAUUUUGGUCAUUUGGUCAUGAUCACCACAUGCAACUAGCUAGUCGUACUACUUUAUUGUGGAACAUAUAUAGUUUCUUUAUUUAUAGGUUUAUUGUUAUGUACCGAAACUACAGCCAUUCGACUUGCAAUGGUGUGCUUUUUUAAUCACCAAAACACAAGUUGUUUAUGGUUUUCUCGGAUAUAUUAUAAUUUCUUUAAAGUUUUACAUUUCGUUAUAA